Drepanopeziza brunnea f. sp. 'multigermtubi' MB_m1 is the source of this 1257-nucleotide messenger RNA. RefSeq lists its product as uncharacterized. The record is from RefSeq and is a predicted model, not a curated record. NCBI's taxonomy places the organism in Eukaryota, Fungi, Ascomycota, Leotiomycetes, Helotiales, Drepanopezizaceae.
AUGACUGCGAGUGGUAACAAGCCUGGAGACAGCAACGCUUAUCAAGUCCAAAUUCCAAUUAUCGUGUUCUUCGCCGUCACUCCCAUCUUCGUUGUGAUCAGAAUAUGGAGUCGGAUAUCGAUGCGUGCUGGUCUGAAGUGGGAUGACUGGAGUAUCAUCAUUUCAUUUAUAUUCUCCAUGACCGUCUCAACUCUGAUCAUGAUUUCUUGCUACUACGGCUUCGGACAACGCAUCCAAAACCUCUCUCCUGAAAACAAGAAAAUCACAUUGCAAACUUUCUGGAUAGCGCAAGGCUUCUACAAACUCACCAUCAACCUGACCAAAGCCUCGAUCCUCCUCCUCUACCUCCGGAUAUUCGUUCAGAGGCAUUUCCGGAUCAUCUGCUACACGAUGCUCGUUAUCAUCGUGAGCUACAUGGUCGCCACCUGGUUCGCGACGAUCUUCCAGUGCACGCCGAUACCUCGAGCUUGGGACCGGAGCGUACACGGGACUUGCAUCGACAUCACGAAGAACUGGUAUGCCAAUGCCGGCUUCUCGAUUGUGACUGAUGUGAUCAUCUUGGUCCUGCCGAUGCCGCCUCUAUACCAAUCUCAGCUGCCCCCGAACCAGAAACGAGCCUUGAUGUUUGUGUUUGCCUUGGGAGCUUUUGUCGUCGUAACAAGCAUCCUACGCAUGCGGACCUUAGAGUCCUCCACCAAGACACCCGACAUCACCUACAACAUCCUCUCCUCCCUGUGGACGAUGAUCGAGCCCAACGUGGCCAUCAUCUGCGCCUGCCUCCCCAUGUGCCGCCUCCCGCUCACCCUCCUCUUCCCCUCCAUCUUCCCCUCCAAAUGCCCCAGCGCGACCUCAUGCAGCCUCUCCGGCCCGCGCACCACCCGCGGCGCCUACGGACACGCCGGCACCGCCAAGAACGAGUGGGCGCCCUCCCGCAGCGGCGCCGGCAGCGACCAGCGCGGCAUCAAUCUCACGAGCGUGCAGAGUCCGCGGAUGCGCGGCCGGUCCGGCGACGACGCGAGCGAGGAGUCUAUGUUUCCCAAGGAGGCCGAUGGCUGGGGCGGGGCCGAGGCGACGGCGACGGGGACGAGGACGGGGCCGGGGACGGGGACGGGGACGGGGACGGGCAUCCACAAGGUGACGGACUACACGGUUACGUACGAGGAUGAAGAAGCGGACGCGGACGCGGAUGCAGAUGCAGAUGCGGAUGCGGACGGAGCUGGCCGGGUGCAGGUGGAGCGGGAGGUGAUGAAAGUGUGA